CGGUCGGUGCUGUAUUGCGUCAUUACACACCUAGUGACUGAAUGAUACCACAGAGCCUUUUUGAGAGCAAAUAACAGGAAAUGUAGCAGAUGAUAGGGUCACGACGGUGCUUUGAAGCUCUGAAGCAAAUACGGGGGUAAAACAGGUCAUAGACUGUCACACAUUCCACAAGCUUGCUUUCGACUCGCUCGCGCGCUUUGGAACGGACAUCUGCGCGAUUCUUCUGGCAUCAACAAGAUUCAUUGAAGCAAUAUUAAGGUUAGUUUGUAUUCAAGUGUUUGUUAGAGCUUUAUACUAGAAAACAUAAAGGAACGGAGGUAUAAUAAUGUGUUCGUGACAAACAUAAUACGAGUCACUCGUAACAUUGUUGGCGGAUUAUUCUGUGCGCGUAUAUUCAAUUCAUGGUCAUCUAUUAUUUGAAUUAGUUAUUUGCUGUGCAUGGUGCUUAGUCUGUGAGAAAAGUUGAAGCUAUAUUUGAAAUAUUUCGCCUAGUUUCAGUUUGGCUGUAUGUCAAAUUCGCCAAACCGUGCCCAUACUUUCGAUUCAAUUAUGUUCCGUGUUAAUGAAAAAAUAUACGUAAUUGUACUAAGCGCGCAUAAUAUACCGUACCGACAUCGAUACAGACAAUGUAUAGGCUGAGUCGAGGGACAGUUUUACAUUGCCGGGUUGAUAACUCUCGGCUAAUGCUGCGCUUAGACUGCGAAUAGUCAAGCGUAUCUGUAGUAAUAAAGUACAGAUGUUCUCGCAAACCAUCAACUGGAAUGCAAAAGUCCAUUACAAAAGUAUCCAGAUUAAAGCUUCCCUUAGGGAAAUAUGUUUUAAGUGUGGUUUUGUUUGCGAAACACUUCCGUGCAUUUUUGACAUGUUUUUACACUCAACCCACAUUAAAAUUUAAAGGAGUUAGCAAUAUACUAUCCUUUCGAAAUGAAAGAAUGUUUACGGUGACAGCACUUGCUUAUAUCGCUUACUAUCAUGUCUUAUUAAUCAGCAGGAUCUGUGUGAACUUGUACACAUUAACUUAUUAUCGUUUGUUUCUCUGUAGGAAAUUAAUUGUGAAAGUUGAAAAGCAAAACAGGAAUUCACUUUGAGGAAGAUGCAGAAAGCUUUGCUUCAUCAACAGUCCUCGCGCAUGUCAUACCACGGUGGAUUGAAUGAACUACGGGCACAGACACACACGACCUAUACGAGUUAUCCAAGGUCAUCGAACUGCGAAUUCCUAGACUGUUUGGACAUGGUCGAUGAUGUUUUGUUAACAAAAAUGAUUGAAAAACUCGAACUGCAAUCUUUGUACACAUUACCUGACCUGACGCAGCUAUUUCGCAGGACGCGAGCCGCGCAGCAAACUGCCAAUGUGCAAAGACGGACGAUACAAAGCCACGGACAAAACGCUGGGGAAGUAAAAAUGUAAACAUAGACAUGAAUUAAAAGCUCAAUCAAUGUCCUGAGAAGUGAGAACAAGACGGGCUCGCCUACAUGACGCGGUAGUUCUUUUUUUGAGCUAACCCAAAAAUGCGCGCGAAAUAUUCCAAAGCCCGCAAAAUAUUCAGGAUUACGCUGCUCGCGCAAAUGUACAAUUGUACCUAAAUAUUGUAAUAUAUAUAUUAUUAAAAUAGAUAGUUGCGCAACACUUGGUCUUAUACACUGAUGAUAUUUUACGACGGAUAUACU
This is a messenger RNA of Paramuricea clavata, 1668 nucleotides long. The record is from the annotation of a GenBank genome assembly. NCBI's taxonomy places the organism in Eukaryota, Metazoa, Cnidaria, Anthozoa, Malacalcyonacea, Plexauridae.